UGCAACAUCAUCGCGACACGAGCCGAGAAACGACACGGAGCGGAGAUGAGCAUACACACAUACAUACACCGCUUAUAUUUCGAACUGCAGUCGGUGGAGAUAAAAGAUGCGGGAGAAGUCGUUGCCUUCACAAGCAGAAGCCAUGCGUAAUAAGUGCGACCGCCGCCGGUGAGGAGGAUGCUGGAGCAUGAGACAGGAGCAGACAUGCGACUGGUCCGUCAGAUCAGCACAGGUAUGAAGAUCCAGGCCACGGGGGAACAUAUGGGCUGCAGCAAGGUCGGAGAAAACACAGAGAACCAGGUCAUCUGUGUACAGUGUCAGGAGGAGGUGGUGCGGGUUUGUCCGGGAAGUCCGCGCAGUCCUCGCUGCGCCAUCGCGACGCGCCUCUCCUCCGGAUCUGCAGACCGUGAGCCCAGCAGCAGCAGCUACAAUGCCUCUUCAGGAACCUUCUACAGCUGUGUCAGUCAGAUCACCAUUGGGUUUGACCUCGGGGGUCAAGUGGCCAUCGGCUUCUCCCAUUGGAAGAGUCCUUUCCCAGCGAGCGGCCACAACCUCCCGAGUCCGGACUGCGUUCACUCGGAGGCCUCCGCCGUCCCGUCCAUUAGCAAGCAUCUGGAGCCGGUGUCCUGCCCAGCGUCGCUGUCAAUCACCCCGCUGCCCACCAACAGCGCCAGUCAGGAGACCCUCUGUGACAGCAGCACCAGUGUGAGUUUAUCUCUACAUGAGUCUGAGCCCCGGAAGAGGAGCCACCGCCGACGCAGGGUCCCGCUGCAGCCUCUGGCCUCAGGCUACCAGGCUGCGGACAGACCUCUGGCCUUCCCCUUCUGUGGGGGGGCAGACAUCAUGGAGGAAUCCUCGUCUAAAGCCACGGACUCCAGCACUCAAAUUGAUGAGCCUCCCCUUGCUGUGAAGAAUGUUAAUGUGCUUCUUGAGAGAAAAAGGUCAGAGGGCAUCAGCAGCCCGUCCAGAGACGACGACUCCACCCUGCUCAACCCGGACACCAACAGCAGCAUCCUGGACAACAACACCAAGUCGGACUCGUGCCUCCCAGAGGUCAGUGGGGGGAGGAGUAAGUCCAGCUGCCUUUGCUUCAGCGAUGGAAAGAGUCGCAUUGACUACAUCCUGGUUUACAGGAAGUCUAGCUCGCAGUCAGAGAAGAGGGAGAUAUUUGAGCGGAACAUCCGUGCAGAGGGCUUACACAUGGAAAAGGAGGCCUCUUUGACAAACAGUGAUGUGAUUUUUCUGAAGCUUCAUGCACCGUGGGAUGUCCUCUGUCACUACGCAGAGCUCAUGAACAUCCGUAUGCCUUUUAGGAGAAAAAUCUUUUUCAUGCACCGACGGCCCAAGUUCAUGAGCAGGAUGGAAAAGCGCAUCAACAAAUUUCGUGGCUGGCUUCCUCGAAAGCCCAUGAAGUUUGACAACAACACUUUACCCGACCUAGAGGAAAACGAGAGCUUCACUGCCCCCUUCAGUCGAUCAAGGAUACAUCAUUUCAUCAUCCACAACAAAGACACCUUUUUCAACAACGCCACAAGAAGUCGCAUCGCCCAUCACAUCCUUCAGCGGGUCAAAUAUGAGGAGGGUAAAAAUAAGAUGGGGCUUAAUCGUCUGUUGAGCAAUAGUUCAUAUGAGGCAGCUUUCCCUCUUCACGAGGGGAGCUACCACAGCAAAAACUCCAUCAGAACACACGGAGCAGAGAACCAUCGGCACCUGCUGUACGAAUGCUGGGCCUGGUGGGGCGUGUGGUACAAAUACCAACCACUGGACCUCAUCAGGAGGUAUUUUGGUGAGAAGAUUGGUCUGUACUUCGCCUGGCUGGGCUGGUACACAGGGAUGCUGUUUCCUGCAGCUCUGGUCGGCCUUUUUGUAUUCCUGUACGGCGUUUUCACUCUAGAGCACUGCCAGGUCAGUAAGGAAAUCUGCCAGGCCACAGACAUCAUCAUGUGCCCUAUCUGCGACCAGUACUGCCCCUACCUGAGGCUGUCAGACAGCUGCAUCUAUGCCAAGGUCACCCAUCUGUUUGACAAUGGUGCAACAGUCUUCUUUGCUGUAUUCAUGGCUGUAUGGGCUACGGUCUUCUUAGAGUUCUGGAAAAGGCGCAGAGCUGUCCUUGCAUAUGACUGGGACCUUAUUGACUGGGAGGAAGAGGAGGACGAAAUACGCCCUCAGUUUGAGGCCAAAUACUCCAAGAAGGAGAGGAUGAACCCUAUAUCUGGAAAGCCUGAACCGUACCAAGCUUUCACUGACAAAUAUAGCCGACUUAUCGUUUCGGCAUCUGGGAUCUUCUUCAUGAUACUGGUGGUGAUUGCCGCUGUGUUUGGCAUUGUAAUUUACCGAGUGAUCACCGUGAGCACCUUUGCCGCCUUCGGCUGGGCUCUCAUAAGGAACAACUCUCAGGUGGCGACCACGGGAACGGCAGUGUGCAUCAACUUCUGCAUGAUAAUGCUCCUCAACGUGCUCUAUGAAAAAGUUGCUCUUCUUCUCACUAAUUUAGAACAGCCAAGGACAGAGUCUGAGUGGGAGAACAGCUUCACUCUCAAGAUGUUCCUUUUCCAGUUCGUCAACCUCAACAGUUCAACUUUCUACAUUGCCUUCUUCUUGGGAAGAUUUACUGGCAGGCCUGGAGCAUAUCUACGCCUCAUCAACCGCUGGAAACUGGAAGAAUGCCAUCCAAGUGGCUGUCUCAUCGACCUCUGUAUGCAAAUGGGGAUCAUCAUGGUGCUGAAACAGACCUGGAACAAUUUCAUGGAGCUCGGCUACCCGCUGAUUCAGAACUGGUGGACACGGCGGAGGCUGAGGAGAGAGCAUGGGAAGAAUGCCAAGGCCAGCUUUCCACAGUGGGAGAAGGAUUACAACCUACAGCCAAUGAAUGAAUAUGGACUCUUUGAUGAAUAUCUAGAAAUGAUUCUACAGUUUGGUUUCACCACCAUCUUUGUGGCAGCUUUUCCUCUGGCCCCUCUCUUAGCGCUGAUCAACAAUGUUAUCGAGAUCCGUUUGGACGCCUACAAGUUUGUAACACAGUGGCGGCGCCCUCUGCCCUCACAAGCCAAAGACAUUGGAAUCUGGUAUGGCAUUCUGGAGGGCAUUGGCAUCUUGUCUGUCAUCACCAAUGCCUUUGUCAUCGCUGUUACCUCAGACUUCAUCCCUCGCCUUGUUUAUGCCUACAAGUACGGACCGUGUGCUGGUCAGGGUCGAGCAGGGGAGGGGUGUAUGAUGGGUUACGUUAACGCCAGUCUCUCAAUAUUCCGGGUGUCUGACUUCGAGGGGAAAUCACAGUCCAUGACUAAUGGCUCCGAACUGUUUGGAGAAGCUGUGAAGUAUUGCAGGUAUCGGGACUACAGAGAGCUUCCGGACUACGCUGAGCCGUACGCAUACACUCUGCAGUUCUGGCACGUCCUGGCUGCCCGCCUAGCAUUCAUCAUUGUAUUUGAGCAUAUGGUGUUUUCCAUCAAGACGCUGAUUGCAUACCUGAUCCCUGACCUCCCCAAAGACCUGCGGGACAGAAUGCGUCGAGAGAAAUACUUGAUCCAGGAGAUGAUGUAUGAGGCCGAGUUGGAGAGACUCCAGAAGGAGAAAAACGACAAGAAGAAGAAGAAAGAACAGGCCCAUCACAAGGAAUGGCCCUGAACGCAACAACUGGUUAUCAGCUGGUGUUUGAUAUUCACUGCACAGUGGAGAAAGGGGAGGAGCGCUGGGUUUCCUGCAUGAUAAUGGACCCUCAUUCCUUCCUCAAGCCAUGUCAGACCAGCACCUCCAAGAGGACAGUAGAUGAACUGCAUCGAGCGGGCCUUGUGGCUUCAAACAUAACGGAUGUCCUCUUUUUGCUACUUUUUUUUUGUCCGUGUGUUUUUACCACGUUGGACCAUCUAUGCUACAGCGUAUGUCUUCAGAUCCUGAAUGUAGAUUCCAAGCAAGACUAAACUGUUUCUUGAUUUAAACAAGAGAACAAACUCUUCCCAGCUUACUGAAUGACAAACCCUGUUUACAUUUCUCCUUGUUUGAGGAGUUCACAUAUUGCUUUAUUGUAAAUAAAGAUAUUUAAAUGUCAGGCCAUCUGCUCUGCUAGUGCAAUAAAAAACUGAGAAUGCAAUUUCUGAAGAAAUUGCGGUGUUAUUGCUGGCUACUGACAAUAAAUGAGUCUGUACUCGCCUCGGUAGCUAAAGUGUGUUGAUUGAAAGCUGAAGAUGUAUUUGCCUCAUGUGUAUUAGGGAGCUGAGUAGCAUUGCUUAAUAAAGAGCUUGAAGCUGAACUGCA
Molecule: messenger RNA, 4254 nt
Organism: Gymnodraco acuticeps
Lineage: Eukaryota; Metazoa; Chordata; Actinopteri; Perciformes; Bathydraconidae
Product: anoctamin-4-like
Exons: 29
Coding region: 178-3627 (1149 amino acids)
Biological process (GO): chloride transmembrane transport
Cellular component (GO): plasma membrane
Molecular function (GO): protein dimerization activity; chloride channel activity
Source: RefSeq, a predicted model, not a curated record